Molecule: messenger RNA, 1855 nt
Organism: Acanthisitta chloris (rifleman)
Lineage: Eukaryota; Metazoa; Chordata; Aves; Passeriformes; Acanthisittidae
Gene: PKD2
Product: polycystic kidney disease 2 (autosomal dominant)
Exons: 11
Biological process (GO): potassium ion transmembrane transport; detection of mechanical stimulus; release of sequestered calcium ion into cytosol
Cellular component (GO): membrane
Molecular function (GO): voltage-gated calcium channel activity; calcium ion binding; potassium channel activity
Source: RefSeq, a predicted model, not a curated record
GUGGAAAGACCAAACGUGCUGUUUCACCUUCUCCUGAACUAGCUGGACUUACACCAAGGAGAAGGAUCUGAACGGGAGCAGCCACUGGGGCUUGAUUGCCACAUACAGCGGUGCUGGUUAUUACCAAGACCUCUCAAGGACCAGAGAAGUCACAGCUCUGCAGAUUGCUAGUCUCAAGCAGAACCUGUGGCUGGACAGAGGGACCAGAGCAGCUUUCAUUGACUUCUCCGUGUACAACGCAAACAUCAACCUCUUCUGUGUUGUCAGGUUGUUAGUGGAGUUUCCAGCGACUGGAGGCCUUGUGACAUCUUGGCAGUUUCAACCAGUGAGGCUGAUCCAUUACAUCUCCACGUUUGAUUUUUUCCUGGCAGCCUGUGAAAUGGCAUUUUGUCUCUUUGUUCUCUAUUAUAUGGUGGAAGAGAUCUUAGAAAUUCACAUUCAUAGACUGCACUACUUCAGGAGUCUUUGGAAUUGCCUUGAUAUCCUCAUCAUUGUGCUCUCUGUGGUAGCUAUAGGAAUCAGCAUCUAUAGGACAUCAACUGUUGAUAUGCUCCUGAAGAAGCUGCUGGAAGAUCAGAACUCAUUCCCUAAUUUUGAACCUUUGGCCUAUUGGCAAAUGCAGUUCAACAACAUCACUGCAGUCACUGUGUUUUUUGUCUGGAUCAAGGUUCUUAAAUUUGUGAACUUCAACAGGACCAUGAGUCAGUUGUCCACCACCAUGUCUCGCUGUGUCAAAGAUGUCAUUGGCUUUGCUAUUAUGUUCUUCAUUAUUUUCUUAGCCUAUGCUCAGUUGGCCUAUCUUGUCUUUGGCUCUCAAAUCGAUGACUUCAGCACUUUCCAGGACUGCAUAUUUACUCAGUUCCGCAUCAUUUUGGGAGACUUCAACUUCACAGAGGUUGAGGAAGCUAAUCGAAUUUUGGGACCCAUUUAUUUCACUACAUUUGUGUUCUUUAUGUUCUUCAUUCUUUUGAACAUGUUUCUGGCCAUUAUCAGUGAUACAUACUCUGAAGUCAAACUGGACAUGGCCCAGCAGAAGGCAGAAAUGGAACUGUCUGACCUCAUCAGAAAGGGCUACAACAAAGCCAUGAUCAAACUGAAAUUGAAGAAAACUACUGUUGAUGACAUUUCAGAAAGCCUGAGACAAGGUGGAGGCAAACUAAAUUUUGAUGAGCUGCGGCAAGAUCUGAAAGGGAAGGGGCACACAGAUGCAGAGAUUGAAGCAAUAUUUACCAAAUAUGACCAGGAUGGAGACCAGGAACUGACAGAGCAUGAACAUCAGCAGAUGAGAGAUGACCUGGAGAAAGAGAGGGAGGAUCUAGACCUGGACAGGAGCUCUCUGCCACGUCCUCUGAGCAGCCGCAGCUUCCCCCGGAGCUUGGAUGACUCUGAGGAGGAUGAGGAUGAAGACAGCGGACACAGCUCCAGGAGGAGGGGCAGCAGCUCUAGUGGGGUUUCCUAUGAAGAAUUCCAAGUGCUCAUGAGGAGGGUGGAUCGCAUGGAGCAUUCCAUCGGCAGCAUCGUGUCCAAGAUCGACGCCGUCAUUGUGAAGCUCGAAGCAAUGGAGAGAGCCAAGCUGAAAAGGAGAGAUGUGUUGGGAAGACUCUUAGAUGGAGUGACAGAGGAUGAAAGAUUGGGUCGUGACAGCGAACUCCACAGGGAGCAGAUGGAGCAGCUGGUGCGAGAGGAGCUGGAGCGCUGGGAGUCGGAUGACACAGCGUCCCAGAUGAGCCACCGCCUGGGGACUCCUCUGGGCCUCAACAGCCAACCUCGCUCCAGGAACUCCAGGCCAUCCUCUUCCCAGUCAGAUGGCAUCGAUGGGGCAGGAGGAAAUGGGGGAAAUAACAUCCAUUUGUAG